This is a messenger RNA of Chara braunii, 1339 nucleotides long. The record is from the annotation of a GenBank genome assembly. Lineage: Eukaryota; Viridiplantae; Streptophyta; Charophyceae; Charales; Characeae.
UGGAACCGUUGUCCGGUUGUGCACCUGACACCAUGGUUGACCUCCGUAGUGGUAAGAGUGUUGUUCCACAAUCAGAGGUUGAAUAGGAGAGCGAGCCGCCGCCAUUAUGCAAGAGAGCAGGGAGAAGAAGGAGAAGAAGGAGCUCCUCAAGCAAGCGAAGUUAAAGGCAAUCGCAGAGGAGCGGGCGGCGAAGAAAAAGAAGUUGGAGGAGGAGAUGAUGAGAUUGCAGCAGGAGGAGGAAGAGAAAAAGAGGGUUGUCGAAGAAGAAGAAGCAGAGGAGGAGGAAGAAUUGGAAGAAGAAGAAGGACCCUUCGAGAGGAGGCGGAGGAGAGAGAGAGGAGAGGGCAGUGGCACGAAGGGAGAAGACGCGUGGAUGGAAAAGAAGGUCAGCGAAUGGGUUGCUAAUUUAUCGUUGGGAGAGGACGAAGAGGCAAUGUUAUAUGUGCCUCAGGAGGAGAAAGAAGUCGUAGCCAGGGAGAUGGAAGCUAUGGAAGAUCCCCUGGACCGCCAGACGCUAGAAAAUGAAAAGAGAUUGGAGUGGAAAUUACGUCUGGCGAGAGAGAAGAAGAGAAGGAGGGAGGAGACCAACCGGAUGGCCAAGGAAGUGGAAAAGAUGCAGUUGUGUAGGCAAGAGGUGCACGCGCAGCAGGAUACCCAAGCCAAAUUAGACAAGAUUCUAAGUUAUCUAGAAACUUUGGGUCAAGCCUGGAUUGAACAACACCAAGCCAAUAAGGGCGAAGAGGUGGCCCUCCAUUCCAUCCGGACCGGAUUUCGAGAGCUUGCGCGCGACGUGGUGACCCACAUCGGGACCGAAGUUAAGAGGUUGAAAGAAGGCACAGACAAGUUUUGUGCAGGCGCCAUUGAAGGCGCCAAAGUAGUGGCCACGACAGAGGCCGAAGCGCGUCCCCACAAAGAGCCUGCCAAGCUCAAGUUCCCAGGUGCGUAUGGCGGGAAAUCCGAAGAAAAUUUCGAUAACUGGGAGGCUACUAUUAAUAGUUACGUAUAUUUACAACACAUCUUACCUGAGGAGCAAGUCCUGGUAGCCUUCCAUGCCCUGAAAGAUGAUGCGGCCAGUUUCGCCAGGUCCCUAGCGCGCACAGCUAGUUGUGAGAACAACAUGGUUGUUUAUUCAAAAGGCACUCCCCUUCCUCAAUUCUUCAGACUCCUCCGUGAGCGAUUCGCUGAUCUUAGGAGAGGCGUCAAGGCCUCAGACAAUUCACGACAGUGGAGGAGUGCGUGAGUACUCAAGGCAGUUAUGGACGACUUGGUACCCCUCCCAGACCACGGGGUCACUGAGGCCCAACUGGUCCAAUUAUUUUAUCGUGCCAUGCUAGAGCCC